UAUUAUUCAUAUCUUCCAGAUAUUUUAAUUCCAGCUCUCUAUAGCAACAAUGCAGUAUUUUAGUAAAUUUACAAAAGCAGUUUUGAAUAACAGACUUCAAAUUUAUAUCUUAAGAAGAAACAUGUCUGGUGAAUAUUUGAUUAAUAAUGAAAAAUAUUCUUUUUUGAAAGAUCUCGGUCUUAAAACUAGUAAUUUGGGUGUUUAUAAUGGAAAGUGGUUUGGAUCAGGCAAAACUGUGAAAUCUAUUGAUCCUAGUACUGGCAAAGUAAUUGCAGAAGUGAAGUACGGCACUGUUAGCGAUUACCAUUCUUGUGUCGAAGAGUCUGAGAAAGUUUGGGAGCAAUGGGCCAGACUACCAGCACCAAAGCGUGGAGAGAUAGUGAGACAAAUAGGAAAUGCUAUAAGAGAAAAACUAACUCCCCUAGGUCAACUAGUCUCCCUUGAAAUGGGUAAAAUACUGCCUGAGGGUAUUGGAGAAGUGCAAGAAUACGUAGACAUUUGCGAUUAUGCAGUAGGCUUGUCUAGGAUGCUUCCUGGCGCUAUCUACCCUUCAGAAAGGCCGGACCAUAUACUCUUAGAAAAAUGGAAUCCUUUGGGUAUAGUAGGGGUAAUAUCUGCCUUCAAUUUUCCUUGUGCUGUGUAUGGAUGGAACAGUGCCAUUGCUAUGGUUUGUGGAGACAACGUUUUGUGGAAGCCUUCAGAGACCACUCCAUUAGUUUCAAUUGCUACCACCAACAUUCUGGCAGAAGUCCUGGAAAGAAACAACUUGCCAGGAGCUAUAGCCUCCUUAUGCUGUGGUGGAGAAGAUGUAGGUAAAGCUAUGGCUGCUGAUCAGAAGAUAAAGCUCUUGUCUUUCACUGGAAGUUGUGAAAUAGGCCAAAAGGUUGGUGUUGAGGUACAAAAGAGAUUUGGGAAGCACCUUUUAGAAUUAGGAGGCAACAAUGCCUUAAUUGUGGCUGAAGAUGCGGAUUUGAACAUGGUGGUUCAAGCGGCCUUGUUUGCUUGUGUAGGUACAGCAGGACAAAGAUGUACCUCCACCAGAAGGUUGAUCUUACACCAGAAGGUGUACACAGAGGUACUGGAAAGACUGAAAAAGGCAUACGCACAAGUUCUGAAUCGUAUAGGAGACCCUUUGGGUGAAAAUACACUAAUUGGUCCACUUCAUAGCGAACUUUCUCUGCAAAAAUACAAAAACACAAUUGAAGAAAUCAAAAAACAAGGUGGAAAGAUAGAAUUCGGAGGAAAGGUUUUAGGAAAAGAAGGUUACUUUGUGGAACCAACCAUAGUUACAGGGUUGGCACACGAUCAUCCUCUGGUCCACAACGAAUGUUUUGCUCCAAUUGUUUAUGUGCUGAAGGCUGCUAAUGUAGAAGAAGCUAUUUCUUGGAACAACGAAGUGCCUCAAGGUCUCUCAUCUAGUAUUUUCACGCAAAACAUUGGGCAUAUAUUUGAGUGGGUGGGACCUAAGGGUUCCGAUUGUGGUAUAAUAAAUGUUAAUAUAUCAACAUCGGGAGCAGAAAUUGGUGGUGCCUUUGGAGGUGAAAAACAUACAGGAGGUGGACGAGAAUCUGGAAGUGAUGCUUGGAAACAAUAUAUGAGAAGAUCUACCAUCACUAUCAACCAUUCCAAAGAAAUGCCACUUGCGCAGGGUAUAAAGUUCGAAUGAUGUCCACAAAAUCGAAAGAAAAUAAAAUUGGGGAAAAAAGACUGUGAAUUUAAACCUAGAUUAAAAAAAAAAAAUCUUGAAGCAUAUUAAUUAAGAAAUAAUUUUAUUCAACAGUCACAUCAUAAAAAAUCUUUUCAUCAAAACUUAAAAA
Harmonia axyridis is the source of this 1817-nucleotide messenger RNA. RefSeq names its product putative aldehyde dehydrogenase family 7 member A1 homolog (gene Aldh7A1). Gene Ontology annotation, molecular function: aldehyde dehydrogenase (NAD+) activity. Lineage: Eukaryota; Metazoa; Arthropoda; Insecta; Coleoptera; Coccinellidae. The coding region runs from base 50 to 1666 and encodes 538 amino acids. The record is from RefSeq and is a predicted model, not a curated record. The transcript has 8 exons.